This is a messenger RNA of Phoenix dactylifera (date palm), 1565 nucleotides long. RefSeq names its product transcription factor RF2b-like. Gene Ontology annotation, biological process: regulation of DNA-templated transcription. Gene Ontology annotation, cellular component: nucleus. Gene Ontology annotation, molecular function: DNA-binding transcription factor activity. Lineage: Eukaryota; Viridiplantae; Streptophyta; Magnoliopsida; Arecales; Arecaceae. The record is from RefSeq and is a predicted model, not a curated record.
CUCCCUCUCUCUCUCUCUCUCUCUCUCUCUCUCUCUCCCCCCCUCCUUCUCGCCUUAUGAAUGCCCGCAAGAAGGCGCGAGAUGCUGCCCAAAUCCCAAGAUCCGCCUCAUCUCCCUAAGCCUAACCCUAGUCCUAAUCUCAACCUCCCCUCCACCUUCCCUCCCAAUGCGCCUGCGGUGGCCGCAGGGGCGGUGGCGAUGUUCCAGAGCCCGGGCCCGGCGGCGUCGCCUCGCGGAGUGCACCACCGGCGGGCCCGAUCUGAGCUGGCGUUCCGGAUCCCGGAAGACCUCGACCUGAGCUCCGGGGACCCCCUGGUGGGCGGGAGCUUCGACGACAUUGGGUCGGUGGACGACCUCUUCUGCACGUUCAUGGACAUCGAGAAGAUUGGGUGCAGGCUGGAGGGGAGCGGAUCCGGGUCGGAGGGCGGGGUGUGCCGGGAUCGGGCUACGGAGAGCUCCGAAGGAGGGGAGGAUCGGAAGAUCGGCAAUGCCGCCGGAGCGGCGGCCGUGAGGUCCAAGCAUCGGCACAGCAGCUCGAUCGACGGGUCAUCGAUGAUGUCAUCGGGGACCACGAGGGGGGAGGGAGCGUUUGGGGAGGUGGUGGAGGCGAAGAAGGCCAUGACGGCCGAGCAGCUGGCGGAGCUAUCUGCCCUCGAUCCGAAGCGGGCUAAAAGAAUUCUUGCUAACCGACAGUCAGCAGCUCGCUCAAAAGAACGAAAAGCUCGUUAUAUUUCAGAACUUGAGCGGAAAGUUCAGACCCUUCAAACUGAAGCUACGACUCUCUCUGCACAGCUCACUUUAUUCCAGAGAGACACAACAGGGUUGUCUGCAGAGAAUGCAGAGCUUAAGAUACGAUUACAAGCUAUGGAACAACAAGCUCAACUGCGUGAUGCACUGAAUGAGGCACUAAAGCAGGAAGUUGAGAGACUCAAGAUAGCAACAGGUGAAAUAUCAAAUCUUGGUGAGACAUAUAAGAUGGGACCACAACAUGUGAGCUAUAGCACUCCAUUUUACAUGCUUCCCCAACAACAAGAAGUCCACCACGAUGGCAUUCAAUUUCAACCCCAAUUCCAGCAAUCUCAGCCCAAUGUCUCAAAUCACCAGUUUGCCCACCCCGCAGCCCUUCCAGAUAUGAUGCAGCAAGAUCCCCUCGGAAGACUACAGGGAUUGGAUAUCAGUAAGGGUUCUCUUAUCGUGAAAUCAGAGAGUUUUUCGAUUUCUGCUAGCGAAAGCAGCAGCACCUUCUAAGCAGGCCUACCCAACAAGCAACACAUUUAUUAGAUUUUGGUCCAUAGAGCUUUGCUGGCUCUAUUUUUCAUUACAUUUUUUCAAUUAAUUGGAAAUUGUUUGUUUUAAAUCCAGGAUUGUAAGCUUUCUUCCCCUUCUUAGUCCAACUCGCAAAAUUUUUUUGGUGUGUUAUUGAUGAGUUCUGACAUGUUCUGUUUGUUCGACAUCAUGUUAUGCGCAAAUGAGCAUUGUAUUUGUGCGAACGAGAGGGUUUGAGAGUUGUCCCCACAAAUCAUGUAUCUCUUUUUUUUAAAAAAAACAUUAUUUUGGUUCCUAUU